ACUUAACACGACAAGAUCUCUAUGGUUGUUCCAAACAAACAACCUAAUUACUCUUUUAAGUCUCCCAUUCUCAUUCGAUAUAGCCAAAAACCCCUUUGACAUUGGCUGCUUCCCGUACAAAGCUGAACACAAAACUGUAGUGAUACAAAUACAACACUUCGAGGAGCAUCCAUGGCGGCAGCCGCAGCUACAAAAGUACUCCCUUUUUCAGUCCUUAUCCAUUUCUCGAAACGCUUUCCACGCCGACCCACAAAAUGCUUUCUUUCUCUCCUUCCUCCAUUAACAACAAGAUUCAUCUCUUCUUCUUCCACUCCUUAUCCUCUUCAGUACGAUAUGAUUAUCUCUCGCCCUGCUCCUCGACAUCCUCAUCAAAAGCUUCCUCAUUCUCCUCACUCCAAACCACCCACUGAGUCAUCCGAUUCUGACUCGGACCCAUCAAGUUUUGAGGACUGGGUUGACAAGAAACUAACCGAGAAUAAAAGUAAUACUAAUGGGUUGGAAGAAAUGGAUAAAUCUAAAAGAAAGUAUUACAGCAAGAGGAAGAAGAAAAUGUAUGGUUCUGAUUCUGAUGAUGAACGAAGGAAGAUAAGAGAAAAAGGGGAAUUUGUUGAGUUGAAACCUGAAGUAGUUGAGUUAAGAACACUUCAUAAAAGGGAAGAAGAAUUGUAUUUCUAUGAUACUUUAGCUUUUCCAUGGGAGAAGGAUAAGCAUUAUAAAAUGGUGUAUCAAUUGGAGAAGAAGUAUUUUCCUGAUCAGUGUUUAGAUAAGGCUUUUUUAGAACCUGGGCAGUCGAAUUUGAGUGCCCGUCAGUCGAGGAAGAAGAGGGAAGAUAAGGGUGAGGAAGAUAAAGGAAUGAUUUUCUUUGAGGAAGGAAAAGAUGGGAUGAGUAAUCAAGAAAAAAAUGAGGUAGGAAAGGAUGGCGGUAAGGACAUAUCUGAGAAGAAGGUAGAAGAGUUCUUCAAGUGUUUGAAGAAAGUUCCCAGUAAGAACUCUCAAGUUUGUGGUGUAGCCGAGCCAUUUUUGGCUUCUAGGACUUCUGGAUUGCCUCCUAAAUGGGAUAGUCCUGCUGGAACUGUUGUUUUGGUGAACAAGCCUAAGGGUUGGACUUCAUUUACAGUCUGUGGCAAAUUGCGUCGUUUGACUAAAAUUAAAAAGGUAGGACAUGCAGGGACUCUGGAUCCUAUGGCUACUGGCUUGCUGAUUGUUUGUGUUGGGAAGUCAACUAAGUUGGUUGACAGAUAUCAAGGCAUGAUCAAGGGUUACAGCGGAGUUUUCCGUUUGGGCGAGGCAACUUCCACAUGGGAUGCAGAUUCACCGGUAAUACAGCGCGAACCAUGGGAACAUAUCAAGGAUGAGGACAUAAGAAAGGCUGCUGCAUCGUUUACUGGUGAAAUAUGGCAAGUGCCCCCUAUGUUUUCUGCAAUCAAAGUUGGUGGGGAAAAAAUGUAUGAGAAAGCAAGGAGAGGAGAAAGCAUUGAACUUUCACCUCGACGAAUUUCAAUUUUUCAAUUUGACAUAGAACGCAGCUUGGAAGACAGGCAAAAUUUAAUAUUUCGAGUCACGUGUUCGAAAGGUACUUACAUUCGGUCCCUGUGUGCAGACUUGGGCAUGGCUCUUGGAAGUUGUGCUCAUUUAACGGCUUUGCGAAGAGACUCAAUCGGGGAAUACACUGCUGAUGAUGCAUUUGAAUUUCAAGAGCUAGAGGAACAAAUUGCAAAAGGGUACCUAUAGCAGUACAUGAGUCCGCGUUUUAUUAUCCGGUGAUGGGGCUAGAGCUGCAUCUAUAAUCUCGAGCAACUGUUCGUAUGAGGAACACACCAUACUUCUGCCCCAAUUAUCAAUCCGAAUCAUUUGCAGGCUUAACGGAUUGAAGCUUCGAACCAUUGACAUUUGACAUACAUUCAAUAUAGGUGUUGGGGUCGUUAAAUUGUGUGGUAUGAGGCGUUUCAGGAUGUAGUUAUGAGAUUAGUACGACCUUUGUUUUUCCUACUAUUUCUCCCUUUUCCUGUGAGCUUUAUAAGAGACGAGCAUUGGUGGCGGGUAUUUUGACAAUUAUGUAUACGGAGCCUUGAUGGAUGCUUAGCCAUCGGAUAGUAGAGUCGAGUACUCUAGCCAUAAAGGGCUUGUUCUUAUUUUCGAAUUCAAAUCAGUGUUCGAUGUCGUCUAAACUCUAGUUUGUUGUGUAUCUGAUUUUGUCCUUAGCACUUGGUUACCAUGUUCUUCAAACGCUUAAUGUCAACAGGUUUAUCCUGCACAUCUUGCUCGAGUGGUCGAUGCAGGGUGCAAAAGCGGGAUUUCCAAUUCUAGUUUUCUA
Molecule: messenger RNA, 2314 nt
Organism: Amaranthus tricolor (Joseph's coat)
Lineage: Eukaryota; Viridiplantae; Streptophyta; Magnoliopsida; Caryophyllales; Amaranthaceae
Exons: 9
Coding region: 172-1731 (519 amino acids)
Biological process (GO): tRNA modification; mRNA pseudouridine synthesis
Cellular component (GO): mitochondrion
Molecular function (GO): RNA binding; pseudouridine synthase activity
Source: RefSeq, a predicted model, not a curated record